This is a messenger RNA of Caenorhabditis remanei, 378 nucleotides long. RefSeq lists its product as uncharacterized. The record is from RefSeq and is a predicted model, not a curated record. The coding region runs from base 1 to 378 and encodes 125 amino acids. The transcript has 2 exons. Lineage: Eukaryota; Metazoa; Nematoda; Chromadorea; Rhabditida; Rhabditidae.
AUGCAUGGAAAAUCUGGCCCACAUUGUCCGUGUGGUCCUUGCUCUCCUGGCUUUCCUGGGUGUCCUGGUGCUCCGGCACGUCCUGGUUGUCCGGCUCUUCCUGGUGCUCCUGGUGCUCCGUGUCCCUUUCUUCCAUCCUUUCCUGGAUGUCCUGGUUGUCCUGGACGCCCAUCUCUUCCUGGUUGUCCAGCAUUUCCUUGUGGUCCUGGUUGUCCUGGUCGUCCGUCAUUUCCACGUCUUCCUGGUUGUCCUGGACGUCCGUCUGGUCCUGGUCUUCCAACUUGUCCGCACACUCCAGAUGGUCCUGGUGGUCCCGCUGGACACUUCACACAUUCUGGAUCACGUCUUGGGCAAGCUGGUGGAGCGAUUGUAUUGUAG